Molecule: messenger RNA, 2745 nt
Organism: Dioscorea cayenensis subsp. rotundata (Guinea yam)
Lineage: Eukaryota; Viridiplantae; Streptophyta; Magnoliopsida; Dioscoreales; Dioscoreaceae
Product: two-component response regulator-like PRR73
Biological process (GO): cytokinin-activated signaling pathway; phosphorelay signal transduction system
Molecular function (GO): protein binding
Source: RefSeq, a predicted model, not a curated record
AUAAACCCUAAAUCCCCCCAAAAUCCCUCGAUUUCUUCUUGUCUUUGAGGAUUUGAUUCGCCGUUGGUGAUCUGAGGCUCGUCGCACGGUGUCUCGCCGUAGUGGAUUUUGGUUUGGGGUUAGGGAUUUUAUGGUUGUGUUUUUUGAAUAAGGGGAGUUCUUGAAAGGAAAGGAAUGGCGGAGAAUGGGUUGCUUAGUGCUGUGCUCUUUGAAUCUGGUUGAUGGGAGGUGUUUCUCAGCAGGUUGGGGGUGGUGUGUCGGAUGAAUCUAUGGGUAAGGAGGUGGCUCAAGAAGUGAUUGAGAGAAGUAGAGAAGAUGGGUUGGCCCCUGUGGCCAAUCAGAACAAUGGGCAGCCUCAGAAGGUGCUCUGGGAGAGGUUCCUUCCUGUCAGAUCUAUCAAGGUUUUGCUGGUAGAGAAUGAUGAUUCAACUCGUCAAGUCCUCACUGCCUUGCUCCAUAAUUGUAGCUAUGAAGUUACUGCAGCUGCAAACGGCCUACAAGCUUGGAAAAUCUUAGAAGAUCUUACAAAUCAUAUUGAUCUUGUCUUGGCUGAUGUUGUAAUGCCAUGCUUAUCUGGCAUUGGCCUAUUAUGUAAGAUAAUGAGCCAUAAAACUUGCAAGACGAUUCCCGUGAUUUUAAUGUCUUCAAAAGACUCCAUGGGUAUAGUCUUUAAGUGUUUGUCAGAAGGCGCAGUUGAUUUUUUAGUUAAGCCUAUCCGUAAGAAUGAGCUAAAAAACCUUUGGCAACAUGUUUGGAGGAGAUGCCACAGUUCUAGCGGUAGUGGUAGCAGAAGUGACACUGGCACACAAACUCAAAAAUCUCCCAAGUCGAAGAGUGUUGAUAAUUCAGAUAACCAUAGUGGGAGUAAUGACGGGAAUUACAAUAGAAGCUUUGGUUUGAAUGCACAGGAUGGCAGUGAUAGUGGAAGUGGAACUCAGAGUUCUUGGACCAAACGUGCCAUUGGAUUUGACAGUCCCCAACCGAUGCCUCUGUCCCAUCAGUUGCCUAAUCGUCAUGACAGUACUUGUGCACAUGUCAUCCAUCCAAAGCCUGAAACAUUCUUCUACGGCUUGAUGCCUAUGACUACUACCAGGAAUGCCCAAGAACAAAAAGAAUUUGCCGACAACACUUCCAUGGGCAAAGGCUUGGAAAUAGUAUUGCCAGGAAGUCCAUAUUUGCAUCCUGAAUCUCAUCCCUGUGAGAAGCUUGAUAUGAACAAGCCUGAUUUCAGUAUGGAGAAGUUGAAUGAAACUGAGCCUGAAAAAGAAGUAAAUGUGAAUAUCUUGGAACUGGAUACCGAUGAAAAUUCUGGUGAACCAUGCAACCAGGAUGCUGAUUUGAUUGGUGGAAUAGCCAAUAGUGUUGAUUUUCAGAUGGGAACCCGAUCUUCCAAAGAUCCUGAUAGCUUUCCCAACGUGUCAGAAACAGUAAAUAAAACCAUCAUCGGCAGUAAUGAAUGGCCAUCCCUUGAGUUGAGUUUGAAAAGGCUGCAGUCGAGUGAAGAUGAUGGAACUGCCAUUCAUGAUGACCACAACAUCUUGAGACAUUCUGAUCAGUCCGCAUUCUCAAGAUACAACGCUUCUGCUUUAUCUGCUCAGGCACCCACAGGAAACAGAGGAAGUUAUUUGCGUCCACUUGAUAACAGUUCAAAGGCAACAAGGACGGAUUCUACACAUAACAUGUUAUCUAAUUCAAAUGGUGCUCCUUUGAAGCAGAGUUCCAACGCGAACACUGACAAAAAUGAUAUGGGGUCUACCACAGUGAAUGCUUUCACCAAAUCAGCAUCACCAAAGGAAAUGUUAACAUCCUCAUCAAUGGUGAAGUUUAUCAACCCUACUUCAGCCAUUCAUCCUGUGCAAAACCAAAAUUUGGCUACUCAGCUGGUGGUGCAGGAGAAAUUUAAUGACGUGGGUACAGCCGCAACGGGAGCACAAUCUAGAGGAAUUCACAUUCAGGUCCAUUUCCAGUACCACCAUCACCACUAUAAUCAUCACCACCACCAUGUCCACAGCAUGCAGCAGGAGCAGCAGGAGCAGCAGCAACAGCCAUUAGCAGAUCAUGAUAAUUUGUCACUUGAGAACAUGGAGACAGAUGAUAUGCAGUGUGGAUCAUCCAAAUUGUUUAUUAUAGCUACGGAAGGUAAUGCUCCACACUUAAGCUUAAAUGGGAGCAGAUCAGGCAGCAAUCACGGGAGCAAUGGCCAGAAUGGAAGCAGUACAGCAGCAAAAGGUGGGGGAGUUAACAUGGAUAGUGAUAAUGGGAUUGCAGGAAAAAGUGGUAUCUAUGGUGCCAGUGGGAGUGGGAGUGGUGGUGGUGGAAGUGGAGAUGGGGUUGACCAGAAUCAUUCUACACACAGAGAGGCUGCGCUGAACAAAUUUCGGCAGAAAAGAAAAGAGCGGAACUUUGAAAAGAAGGUCCGAUAUCAAAGCAGGAAAAGACUAGCUGAGCAGCGACCACGCCUACGUGGGCAAUUUGUGCGGCAAAUUGUUUACGAACACACAUGCCGGGAAGCAAAGAGUUGAUCCCCCAGUUCAAAUACUAGGAGGUUAUUACUUUCUUAACAAUAAGAAGUUUAUUGAUAAUAAUAUGAUUAGAAAUUAUUUAAAGUUAAAUUUGCUUGUGCUUACAAAGAGUUGGAAUGUCUCUCUUGGUCGGCUUCUUGAUGACUACUGGCACAAGGUGCUACCCUGCAAUGGGUAGUUACCUUCAGCUAUACCAAUAAAGGUGUAAGAUAUUUGUUCUGUG